Messenger RNA from Bombyx mori (domestic silkworm), 5611 nucleotides. RefSeq lists its product as uncharacterized. The record is from RefSeq and is a predicted model, not a curated record. Bases 140 to 3493 code for a protein of 1117 amino acids. Lineage: Eukaryota; Metazoa; Arthropoda; Insecta; Lepidoptera; Bombycidae. The transcript has 2 exons.
CUUACAAGACUCUAUAACCAGUUGGGAGAAACCGAAAGACUGUCUACGGAAACUAUACAAUGCCGCUUAGAGCGUUGUGUUGUAGCGUUCCGCAAAUACGGCGAUUAUUGCGGCCGAAUUCUGGCAACUAACCCGGCUGAUGAAGAGGACUCAGUUAGAUGAACGUACAGCACGCGAAUACCAACUGGAUCGGGACAACACAAUGGACCCCACUGUGGACCAGCUUCUAGCGUUCCUUGAAAAAAGAGCGCUCGCUAUGGAGAAUGCUGGACAAUCCGCAGCCAAGUUGUUUACCACCAAAGUAGUCAACGCAGUGACCGCUAAGGAGAAGCGAGAAUGUUACUUCUGUAAGUCAGUUGAACAUAAGAUUUAUAACUGCAAAAAUUUCAAACUUCUGCCUUCAGCGGAGAGAAUAUCUUUUGCACAAAAAAAUGAGCUGUGCAAUAUAUGUUUGAACAAACAUCCAGGCAAGUGUAGGUUCUAUUUUCGAUGUAGUACAUGCAAAAAAGGGCAUCAUUCAUUGCUGCAUCGCGAGGAAGAAAAGGCUGAAGCCGUUAUUAUGUUGUCUGGCAAUAAUGAUAAUAAUGUUCUGAUUCCCACAGCUCGCAUAAAGGUCUUCAGCAGUGAUGGCAGGGAGGUGCGCAUAAAGGCCAUACUGGACUCCGCCUCUCAAGCUUCACUUAUCACUACUAAGGCAUUGAAGGUUUUAGGUUUGACUCCUAAGCGAGACAGUACUAAUAUUAUAGGGGUCACGAAUAACAAAAACCAAGUUCAUUAUUCUGUACCAAUAGAAGUUCACUCGAUGAAAACCCCAUUCAAGGUUUCCAUGAAUUGUCAUGUAGUGGACACGAUAACAUGCAAAUUGCCACAGACCCCGAUAGACCCAUCCACAGUAGUUGUUCCAAAAAAUAUUCAGCUGGCCGAUGAUGAGUUUUAUAAACCAUCUGAGAUUAAUAUGCUAAUUGGAGCCAGUGUAUUUUUUCAGGCACUGCUACCGGCGACGACCAACUCUACGUGCGCGACGCGCCGCCAGCCUCCAGUCGACCCGGCCAGCCAGAGUAAAGGAACGCCACAGAUUAUCAACACUAAAUUUGGUCACAUUAUCGCGGGUGGUCUGCCACCUCAACAUGAGGUAACGAAAAUUGUUUCACUUUUAUGUACAUGUGAAUCUGACAUUGCUACUACCAUAACUAAGUUCUGGGAUACCGAAAAGGUUCCAGAAGCAUUCCUAGAAAAGGAUGCUGAGCAUGACAUAGUCGAGAAUAACUUUAAGGCCACAGUUCAACUUUCGAAUCAUAGAUUUCAAGUGGAUUUGCCACUAAAGGUUCCCCUAAACGAGGUCAAUGCGACAUUAGGUGAAUCGUUUGAUCUUGCACUAUAUAGAUUUUUAAACCUUGAGAAAAAAUUACAUAAAAAUAUAAAUUUAUUGACAGAUUAUAAAAAUUUCAUACAUCAAUAUGUUGACAUGGGCCAUGCUCACUUUGUAGACUUUCAGUCUUUUAAUUUUGACUCGGACGCUAUAUAUUUUUUGCCCCAUCAUGCGGUGCUUAACGAGGCGAGCAAAACCACGCGUACACGUGUAGUUUUCGAUGGUUCUAUGAAGACAAAAAAUAAAGUUUCACUCAAUGACAUUUUACUCAAUGGUCCUAUAGUGCAAAGAGAUCUUUUCGAAAUUAUUACUUUAUAUAGGCUUGGCGACUACACGUUCAAUAGCGAUAUUAAAAAAAUGUUUAGGAAUGUUAUGGUCAAUCCAGAAUACACUACGCUGCAAAAUAUUUUGUGGCGCGAUAGGCUUGAUGAGCCAAUUCGGUGCAUUCGCUUAGAUACUGUCACGUACGGCUUAAAAUGCUCAAGUUACCUGGCAACCAGAUGUCUGCUCGAGCUUGCAAACAUGCAUCAAGCUGACUUACCGUUAGCUUCCUUCAUUAUAAAGAAUUGUGUUUAUGUUGAUGAUGUUUUAUAUUCGGAUAACGAUUUAACGGCUUUACAUGAGGCGAAACAGCAGCUAAAACGUUUGUUAAGCUUGGGUGGCUUCCAAAUGCAUAAAUGGUCGUCUAACUGCGAUGAGAUAUUAGUUGAUAUUCCUUUCAAUGAGAGACAGUUAGAUGAAAUUGAAGUUCAAAAAGAAAACAGCAGUAUCAAGGCCCUAGGAAUGACAAUUGACGCAAAGAAAGAUUGUUUUGUCAUUAAAUGCCCAAAUAACUUUUCAUUAAAUUCUAUAUCAAAACGACAGAUAUUGAGUGACAUUGCCAAAUUAUACGAUCCUCUAGGCUUUGUCAGUCCGAUUAUAGUAAAGGCUAAGGUGAUCAUGCAGAGACUGUGGUGCGAGAAAGUGGACUGGGAUGCUUGUCCACCACCGCAGGUAAGAGAGGAAUGGACUGAUUUUGCUACCAGCUUAGCGCAAAUGGAACCUAUAUAUUUGCAAAGAAACAUUCAGGUCCCUGACGACGCCGAAGCAGUACAGAUCGUCGGCUUCGCCGACGCUUCCAGCUCCACAGGCUACGGGGCUUGCUUAUAUCUGCGCGUAAUAGAUAAAGCAGGUAAAGUGACUGUCUCUUUACUCUGUUCGAAGUCUAGAAUCAAUCCGCGUAAGAAGUCUUUAACGGUUCCUAGGCUUGAAUUAAACGCUAUGCUGCUAUUAGCAAAACUUACAGCCAAAAUGUAUGACACUCUCAAAAUUAAAAUUAAAAUUGAUGAUGUUAUUUUAUUUUCUGAUUCACAAAUAGCUUUAGCAUGGGCUCACACAGAAAUUACUAAAUUGCAAGCAUAUGUGGCGAACAGAGUAAAAGUAGUACAGCAGUUGACCAAUAGAUGGCACUGGGGAUACGUCAGCACCCAUGAGAAUCCCGCAGAUUACAUAAGUCGAGGGCUGGGUCCACCAGAACUUCAUUCCUGCUCUAUGUGGUGGGACGGGCCUGAGUUCCUGCAUAAAAGGGAGUAUACAUUUGGUCAAAACAUACUGAAAGAAAACGCGGACAAUCUACCCGAGAUGAAGACAGCUCCUGUUGCAUCCACGUCCGCUGGUGUUAUAUUACUCACUCUGAAACAAAAAGAAAUCUCACAUAUGUUAGAAAAAUAUUCUGAUAUCAAUAAAAUGACACGAGUUUUGGCGUACAUUUUACGUUUUUGUCAUAACAGCAAACCUAACAAUAUUAAAAUACAAACUAGUUAUUUACAUAGUAAAGAACUCGAGCGAUCUUUAUCUUUAUUGAUUAAGCAUGAACAAAAAUAUUACUUCAGUAAGGAAUUAAGCUUACUGCGAACAGGUGAGAAUAUUAAGGGCCCUCUGAAACCUUUGCAUCCAUUUAUUGAUGACCAAGGUUUGUUACGUGUUGGGGGAAGGUUGCAAAAUGCUUCUAUUUCGUAUAAUCAAAAGCAUCCUAUGAUCCUUCCGAAGGGUUCCAAGCUAACCGACCUUAUUAUUUCGCGAGAGCACCUCAGACUCCUUCAUGCUGGUCCCAAGUUAUUGCUGGUGUUAUAUUACUCACUCUGAAACAAAAAGAAAUCUCACAUAUGUUAGAAAAAUAUUCUGAUAUCAAUAAAAUGACACGAGUUUUGGCGUACAUUUUACGUUUUUGUCAUAACAGCAAACCUAACAAUAUUAAAAUACAAACUAGUUAUUUACAUAGUAAAGAACUCGAGCGAUCUUUAUCUUUAUUGAUUAAGCAUGAACAAAAAUAUUACUUCAGUAAGGAAUUAAGCUUACUGCGAACAGGUGAGAAUAUUAAGGGCCCUCUGAAACCUUUGCAUCCAUUUAUUGAUGACCAAGGUUUGUUACGUGUUGGGGGAAGGUUGCAAAAUGCUUCUAUUUCGUAUAAUCAAAAGCAUCCUAUGAUCCUUCCGAAGGGUUCCAAGCUAACCGACCUUAUUAUUUCGCGAGAGCACCUCAGACUCCUUCAUGCUGGUCCCAAGUUAUUAUUAUCUCAGUUAAACCAGAAAUAUUGGCUUUUGAAUGGUUUACGUCAAGUUAAAAAGAUUACUCACAAAUGUUUAAACUGUUUCAGAAUGAAGGCGACUUGUGCAAAGCAGCUGAUGGGGUCUCUCCCUACACAUCGUGUGACGCCCUCCAGAGCUUUCCAAGUUGUCGGUAUAGAUUAUGCUGGGCCGAUACAGAUAAAAAACUCGAGAAUUAGAAGAGCGUUACUAACUAAAGGUUACAUUUGUAUAUUUGUCUGCUUUAAUACCAAGGCGAUUCACAUCGAACUUGCCUCCGACUUGUCUACCGAAACGUUUUUAGCCUGCUUUAAAAGGUUUAUCUCGCGACGCGGAAUGCCCACCAACAUCUAUUGCGACAACGGAGGUGCCUUUAAGGGAGCAGCCAACCAUCUAGUUGAUUUGUACAGACUGAACAGCUCCAAAGAUCAUCAAACGCAGGUGCAAAAUUUUUCUAAUCGGCUUGGAAUUAAGUUUAAUUUUACACCAAGUUAUUCGCCUGUGUUUGCUGGUCUGGCCGAGGCUGCAGUUAAAAGUAUGAAAUUUCAUUUGAAACGGGUCUUACAGAAGAUUGUACUUACAUAUGAACAAUUGAAUACGGUUUUGUGCCAAAUAGAGGCGAUUUUAAAUUCUAGACCCUUGAUGUCCGUUUCUACAGACAUUACAGAUUUCAGCUACCUCACUCCAGGUCACUUCUUAGUGGGAGCUCCGCUCACUAGCUUCCCUGAACCAGAUAUCUCAGAAACGCCAGUUAAUAGACUUAGGUUUUGGCGGUUAGUUGAGAGUAUGAAACAGUCAUUUUGGAAAACUUGGCAUAGGCAAUACUUAAAUAUUUUACAAGCGAGACCGAAAUGGCGCGAUACCUUACCAGAUAUUAGUGUAGGUAAGAUGGUAUUAUUGAAGGAACCAAAUUCACCUCCUCUUUAUUGGCCGUUAGCUAGAAUCUCUAAGGUUUUCCCAGGUGGGGAUGGUAAAGUACGAGCCUUUGACGUUACUGCCCCUAAUGGUAAAGUUUAUAGAAGGUCACUGUCAGGUGUAAGUUUGUUACCUUUUGAUAAUAAUUAAUGUGUUAUUAUUUUAAUGUUGAGAUAAAAAUAUGUCAAGUUCUGUUAAUUAAUUUAAUUUAAUACAUUGUUUCACACAAAAGCUUUUCAAUUUAAAUGUUAAAAGUCAAUUUAUAUAGAGUGUUAAACUUCUGAAAUAUGUGUUAUUGUAUUUUAUUUAUAAGGUCACAGAACAUCCGAAUGUAGCUAUAUAUAUGUCAAGGUAUAAAGAUUCCUCAAUGUAUUUUUUGAGCUAACCUUUGUAUUCUUAAUAUGAUGUACUGAUUAGAGGCUAACUUUGCAUUCCUCAUUUUGUGUCUAAAGUUAAUUCUUAAAUGUUAAAUUUUAUCAUGAUUAUAAAGAUUGUCUUUAUCCCAUAAAGAAAUGAUGAGUGUAAGUUAUUACAUUAAUUUAGUAUUGUAUAACUUUCUUGAAAAUAUAUCAUUUCUGAGGCCGCAGCAUGUUGGAAACCCAACAAAAUUGGUAUAAAACCUUUUUUAUUGUUGUGGUUGUGGUUUUUGACAUUACAUUUGAAUUUUACAUUUUGGAAUGUCUUAGUUUUGUAAUUCUCUUUCAUCCGUGCUAUUGUACGCGAUUUAUAAAAUUUCUAAAAUAUACAAAUUUUAUACGUGCAA